AUGCAGAUGACGUGGGCCAUUCUGACACCUUCAACGACGUUGUCGAUCGCGGAGUCGGUCGACUGCUUCCAGACAUUAGCUGUCGGAGGUGAACCCUUGACACUCGACCGCGUUGAAGUUUUGGCAGACAGAGUCGAGUUGAUACAAGUACUCGGACUAACAGAAUGGGGCGGAACGAGUUGUUGGCCGUUCACCGACUGCGCAUCUGUGGCUCGUCAACCCAGCGACAGUAACAAACUGGCCCCUGUCGGCGAAGUGGUUGAGCUACUGGUAGGGGGUCCGGCACUAGCAGACGGGUAUCUGGGACAGCCUGAAAAGACAGCGGCUGUUUUCUUGAAACCCCCUCUGUGGCUGCCACCAUCGCCACCGGAUGAACAUUCGUAUAGAUCCGGCGAUCUGGUACAAUACACAACCAAUGGAGAACUUCGGUAUAUCUCGCGGAAGGAUAGCCAAGUCAAGAUUAGGGGUAUGCGAGUCGAACUGGCUGAAGUGGAAUAUCACAUUCGCCAAGCAGAUCCCCAUCUCAACCAAGCCAUUGUCGAGGCGUCCACUCCAAAGAACUCCAAUGGCAUUCCUCUCCUCGUCGCCUUUUUGCAUUCUGCGGACAAAGAAGCUUUAUCAGGAAAGGCCUUCUCGAACAUGGUCGAAAAGAUCAAGCAUUCUGUCUCUUUGGUGCUUCCAGAUUACAUGCGCCCAGGGGCUUAUGUUCCGCUAGAGUCAGUCCCAGUGACAAUCUCGAAGAAGGUGGACAGGAAAUCUUUGAAAGAUUCCAUCCUCACGUCGACACGCGAAGAGCUAGAGGGGCAUCAAGCUGCCUCCGCAUCGAUAGUCACCGGGGAGACCGAUCUUGAGCGACUCACCCUGCAGUUGGUAUCUCAAGUGCUCAAAUUGGAGCCAGCAUCUGUCGGGUUGGGCCACAAUUUCGUCAGCCUCGGUGGUGAUUCCAUUACAGCUAUGAUGUUGGUCAACAGACUGAUGAAAAGUGGCUACAAGACCACUGUCGGAACGCUUCUUGCUGCAAAAACCCUCUCUGACAUCGUUAUCCUGAUCCAAUCCCAUGUCAGACCUGUUGUCGAUGCCAGGCCACAGAACUGCACCAAAGGCGACGCGCAGGGGAACGACCAAAUGGAAGCAAACAGUUAUCUGUCUAUUCCUAGACUUGUUCACGUUGGUCCUACCGAGCAAUCCUUUUCGCAAGCGAGAAUGUGGUUCUUGCAACAGAUGGAACCCGCCUCGACAUGGCUGCUCCUCCCACACGCUACUCGCCUACGGGGUGAGUUGAGCCUCGAAGCUCUGAACAAAGCUGUUUCUGUUGUGGUCGAGCACCAGGAAGCUUUGCGGACAAGGUUCAUGAGUCGCAAUGGAAUAGGAUUCCAAGUUGUUUCCUCCUCGAUGCCUUCACCUUGGGAGGUGGUUGACAUGAGCUCCGCGUCGAACGAAGAGCUUAUGAGCAGCAUCCAUAAGCAGCAAAACACGCCAAUGGACCUAACGGAGGAGUGCUGGCGGGUCGUCAUCUUCCGGCUGUCGCCCACAGAGCAUGUACUUUCAAUUGUACUGCAUCAUAUCAUCGCUGACGGCUGGUCGUUUGAUAUCUUUGUGAAAUCAAUGGCAAGAUAUUAUAAUGCACUCGUCCGAGGACAAUCUUUGGUCGACGGCGAGGCGCCUCCCAAGAUCCAAUAUCGGGACUUCACCGUCUGGCAACGACGAGAGAAGACCGGCCUGCAUGAAGAACAGCUCGCUUACUGGGAAUCCCAGCUGGAAGGCAGCCAGCCCCUGGAGUUUUUAUGUGACAAGCAGCGACCCGCGGUGCUCUCCGGUAGAGCUGGGUGGCUACCAGUGAAGAUUGAUGGCUCUCUUUAUCAGGACCUGCAUGCCUUCUGUCGGUCUCGCCAAGUCACCCCGUUCUCCACUCUAUUAGCUGCCUUCCGAGCGACGCACUUUCGCCUCACCGGGGCCAGUGAUGCAACCAUUGGCAUCCCCGCUGCCGCUCGCACGCACAGCGAGUUGGAAGACCUCAUUGGCUAUUUCGGUAAAGUUCAAUGUAUUCGAACAAAGGUCGAAAGCCAAGACCAGACCUUCAGUCAACUCGUGGAUCAUGUCCAGUCGGUGACCACAGCCGCCUUUGAGAACCAAGAUGUACCCUUUGAUCAGAUCGUUUCCAAGGUUUUGAAGGAACGCGAUUUGUCUCGCCAUCCCUUGGCCCAGGUUACAUUUGUCCUCCACCCGCAGACCAACUUCUGUCAGCUGCAACUAGAGGAGCUCCAGGUGGAACAAUUGCGUCUGCCGCAGGUGUCGAGACUCGAUCUUGAGGUCCAUUUGUAUCCCGCAGAUGACUUCAUUCAAGGAGACAUACAAUACUCCGUGGACCUUUUCGACGAGAAGACAAUGCAAGGAAUGCUCUCGGUGUUCUACGAUGUUCUUCGCGAAGGUCUCCGCCAGCCAGACACUGAUUUUGGCUCCCUUCCCUUCACCGACGUUUAUCAAUCCUUGGGUAAACAAGGGCUGACAAGUCCAGAGCUUCAGGCUCCAAGCUCCGAAAUGAGCAUCAUUCACAUGUUCCAUGAACAGGUUGCCGCGCACGCAGAUGAAAUUGCUGUCCGAGACAUGAAAGGCGAGCUCACCUACUCCGAGCUCGAUCAGAGAUCCUCCCUUCUAGCUGCCUUUCUGGCGAAGGGAUGCUCCUUUUCUUCUGAGGCACCAGUUGGGGUCUACGCUCCACGGUCCUGUGAGGGUAUUGUUGCCAAUUUCGGUAUCAUGAAGGCUGGCCUCACGUACGUCCCUCUGGAUGUCGAUGCUCCCGUGGAGCGGAUUGAGACCAUACUGUCCUGCCUUCCCACAUGUGAGCUGGUCAUGAUGGGAUCUGAUCAAAAACCCCCUGCUGUGUCUGCACCAAGUGUUAGAUUUGCUUCUAUCGCGGACUCCUUGUCUGAUGUGGCAGCGGAGGAGUUGAACGAAUUUUUGAGCGCCUCAACUCCCACCUAUCCCACCAGCCGGGCUUGUAUACUGUUCACAUCCGGUACAACCGGAAAGCCCAAGGGGGUAAUGAUGGAACAGUAUGGGAUUGUUCGAUUGUCCAAAGAUCCUGAAAUCGUCGCUCAUGUCGCCACAUCCAAGGUAUCGUCGUUCCUGCUGAACCCUGUGUUCGAUGCCUCCGGGUUCGAUAUUUAUCCAGCUUUGUUGAACGGUGGGACCCUGGUGUGUAUCGACCGACAGGCCGCCUGGGACUAUAGCUUGAUGGAGGAGAUAUUCGUCAAGAACGAAGUGCGACGUGCUGUUAUGACUCCAGCCAUCCUGAGCCAGUGUCUUGUCUCUGCGCCAGCCAUCUUGACCGGGCUCAAUAUUCUAUACAUCGGAGGCGACAAAUUAGAGCCCGCUGACGUUUCCAAAGCACGGCGCUGCAACGCAGACCUACUGAUCUUGAAUUGCUAUGGACCGACCGAGAACUCGGUCAUCAGCACCCGCUACGCCGUCCCGAGCCACGAGGUCGGCGUCAAUGGUAUCCCAAUCGGCCGCUCAAUCCAUGAAUCGGGAGCCUAUGUCAUGGACCGCAAUAUGCAACUAGUACCGAUCGGUGUCCUGGGCGAGCUGGUGGUUACCGGACUGGGCCUUGCUCGCGGCUAUGUCAACCCCGAAGACGACCUCAACCGAUUUGUGACGAUCGAUAUCGACGGGCACCCUGUCCGGGCAUACCGUACUGGCGAUCUGGUUCGAUACCGGCCAGUUGACGCACAAAUGGAGUUCUUCGGUCGCAUGGACCAACAGGUCAAGAUUCGAGGCCACCGAAUCGAACCCGGAGAGAUCGACAAUCUCUUGCUGAUCGACGAUUUGGUAACGUCUGCUUCAACAGUACUGCAGAAGCGAGAUGCGCAGACGGAGCCCGAGCUCGUCAGCUUUGUAACCGUCGAAGAAGCAGGGCAGCGUGUUGCAAGCGUGGAGGCCCAGGUUCUGACGACGCAUGUCGACUCCUGGAGGACGAAAGCAGAUUCAGAUGAUCAUUACGGUGGUGUCAACACCAUUCGACCAGAGGCUCUCGGCCGUGACUUCCUGGGCUGGGUCUCAAUGUACAGUGGCGAGCCAAUCGAUGAAACGGACAUGAAAGAGUGGCUGGAUGACACUAUCGCCACCAUUCGCCAGUUUGAGCCCAAGCGGGUGCUAGAAAUUGGAACAGGCACAGGCAUGAUUAUGUUCAACCUCAUCAACCGGCUUGAUCGGUACAGGGGGCUCGACUUGUCCAGUCAGGCGGUGCGCUUUGUUCAGGAUGCAGCUGGUUUAGUUGAUGGAGCAGCGGAGAAAGUCAAUGUUCAGGUUGGUACCGCGGCCGAUCUGGAGGUCUUGAAACCCGCUGAGCCAUUGGAUCUCGCCAUCAUCAACUCUGUGGCGCAGUACUUCCCCUCGCUGGACUACCUGCUCAAAGUGAUCUUGGACCUCAUCCACGUGCAAGAUCCCAAGUGCAUCUUUUUCGGAGAUGUUCGCUCGUAUGCUUUGCAUGCACAGUUCCAAGCCAGCAACGUGCGCCAUCUCUACGGUCACACUUUGACAGCGCCGCAAUUCCGGAUGCGAAUGGCAGAAGUCGCCCGCUCUGAGCGAGAGCUUUUGGUUGAUCCAGCUUUCUUCACUUCCUUGGCCGAAGAAUUGCCGGACCUCAUCGCGCAUGUCGAAAUUCUUCCUAAGAAGAUGAAAGUCACGAAUGAGCUUAGCUGCUAUCGAUACGCUGCUAUCCUCCAUGUCAAUCGGCCUGGUCGGCCGCCGUUGGAUGUUCAAGGGGUCGAUGAGAGCUCAUGGAUUGACUUUGAAAGGCAGGGAUUAAACUCAAAAUCCCUCGCGCGACGUUUGCAAACCCCAGAAUGCUCUGAUGUUCUGGCUGUGAGCAACAUCCCUAACAGGAAGACCAUCGAAGAGCGCUUCUUGCUUGAUGCCCUCCAAUUCUCGAAGCUAGCAACCAGUGAUGUGGGGUGGAGCGAGCAAGUCUGCAGGCAAGCCCAAGCUUGCCCAGCACUGGCAGCCCUCGAUCUCGUGGAUCUUGCUCAUCAGACCGGGUGGGAUGUGGAGAUCAGCUGUGCGAGACAAGGCUCGCAACAGGGUGGACUGGACGCCAUCUUCCACCGUCGUGCUUCCACCCGGGGACCAAGGCGGGUGCUCUUCCGAUUCCCAGCUGAUCACCACGCACCAGGCCCGAUCGGGGUCUUUGGUAACAAUCCGUUGAAGUUGCCACGGAACCACCUGGUUGAAACCCAUCUUCUGGAUACACUGCGUGCUAAGUUGCCAUACUAUAUGGUCCCCCGGCUGGUUCGUGUGCUAGAGCAGAUGCCAGUGAACAAUGUCGGUAAGGUGGACAGAAAAGCUCUUUCGCAACGGAAUGACAUCAGUCCGUUGAUUGCAAGCACCACAAAGUCUGAAUCGGCGUCCAGACGAGAGGCUUCAUCGUUUGCAAAUGAUUCCGAGCGUGUUCUAUGGGAAGAGUUCACCGACAUGCUUGGGGUAGACGUGGGGAUCAAUGACAGCUACUUCGAUCUCGGUGGUCACUCUUUGAUGGCCAUCAAGCUCAUUUCGAGGAUCAACAAGCGACUUGGAUCGAGUCUUCGCGUCAGUGAUCUGUUUCAGUAUACCACGGUCGCUCGGCUCGGGCAGUUGUUGCAAGAGUUUGAUAGUCCUCCAUCUAACGGUGUCCUUAUCGACACCUACAAGCCAUUCUCCCUGCUGAGCGAUAGCGUCAGUUCGCCUCAGGACCUUACCUCAUUGCACUGGGAAGAAAUGCAGCUGCCAUCAGGUGCUGUGGUCGUGGAUAUUUUCCCUGUCACCGAGUGUCAGGCUUGGUUUUUGGGGGAUUGGAGUUUGGUGUCACACUCUUUUGAGAUUCAGGGAGAUCUCGACCUCGCCGGGUUGGAGUCCGCCUGUCAGGCAGCGGUACGGCGACAUGCAGUCCUGCGCACCGUGUUCACCACACUGCAGGGACAUCCCGUGCAGGUUGUCUGUCAAUCCGUCGACGUGCCGUUUACACAGGAAGCAACAGAGCGUUUGGUGGAGUCGGGCUGCAAGGUCAACAACGGAGAGCAAGCAUUGAUCCCGUCGCGGGUGACCACUCGAUUCAAUCUCACAUCGCGCCCUGGAAGAAAUGACUAUAUGUUCACCUUGCAAUUGUGUCACGCGCAAUAUGAUGGGCCCUCCUUGUUCACCAUUCUGUCCGACAUAACCUCUUUGUACCAGGCUCCAUCCUCCUUGCCGCCGACCAGCACUGUGUCCUUCUCCCGAUACCUUCAGGCAUCCCGAGUCUCCCGCGCCAAUGGAUCCUUGGACUUCUGGAAAGAGUAUCUCGCUGGCUCAUCGGGGCUGACAGCCGUCUGUCCUUCCGCCAUCGUGGAGACAAACGAUCAUUCACCUCACAACACCGUCCAAGAAGCGAGUGGUGCAUUGCCUCCAUUGUCAGAUGUCACAUUCCCCACAUUGGUCAAUGCCGCCAUCGCGCUCUGUCUGGGCAAUCUCACCAAAACGCAGGAUGUCACCUUCGCGUGUGUGAUGAGCUCACGCGAUGUGCUCGCUACUGCCGAUCCCCAAGCCGAGCUCGUUGGCCCGUGCAUCAACCGCACCUUACUUCGCGUCCAACUCCCCGAAGUCGACUCAACCUCAGCUCUGGAAUUCUGUCGCCAGCUGCGCGACAUUCAAGCCCGUGCUGCGGGUGGAGGACAUCUGUCACUGGCAGAUGUGUUGGAGAGCUCUACCGACUGGCUGCCUCCGUCUUCUGGGACUUUGGCCGCGGAAAAACUCUUGAAAGAGACGCCUUUCAUCACGCAUCUGCCUGCCGACACCGCCACUCCAUCUUUCCAUUUGAGCGAAGAUCUUGAUGUGGCAUGGAAGUCAACAGAUGUCCGCAUUGAUCCUGGAAACCAGGUGCUUGUGCGGUCCACUACUUCCACCGUAGACAACGGGAUGGACGCCUGCAUCCAAGUCCAGACGUCCGACACAGUGCUCAACUCCGAGGAUGCUUUGGCGCUGGCUGCUCACAUCUUGAAGAUGGUGCAGCUCCUCUCAGUUGCUCCUGAGGUGCUUGUUCGAGAUAUCUUGCUUGAAAAGGGUUGA
Messenger RNA from Penicillium olsonii, 7074 nucleotides. The record is from the annotation of a GenBank genome assembly. NCBI's taxonomy places the organism in Eukaryota, Fungi, Ascomycota, Eurotiomycetes, Eurotiales, Aspergillaceae.